Brassica napus (rape) is the source of this 396-nucleotide messenger RNA. RefSeq names its product protein LOL3. NCBI's taxonomy places the organism in Eukaryota, Viridiplantae, Streptophyta, Magnoliopsida, Brassicales, Brassicaceae. The transcript is spliced from 2 exons. The record is from RefSeq and is a predicted model, not a curated record. Bases 1 to 396 code for a protein of 131 amino acids.
AUGCAGAACCAAGCAAACAGACGAGGAAGAUAUCAUUUUGCUGAGCUUGGAACAGGAGGACUAAGAGUCAUCUGUCCACAAUGUCACGUUCCAUUCACACCUCAUCUCGGGCAUCUGAUUGCAGCUAGGCUUCCAUGUAAAAACUGUAAGGCUAAUUUAUCUUAUAGAAGCAGCACAGGAGGAACAGUGAAAUGUCCUUGUUGUAGUUCCUGGCGUCCUAUGCCUAGUCUUAAAUCUCUGGUCUGUGGUGGAUGUAAUGCAACAAUCAUAUAUCAAAAGGAUGAUCGAUCUGUUAAAUGUUAUCCCUGCAAACACAUCACACAUCCACAGGUAAAGUCUCUCCCUUUUUAUAUUAUCAUUUGUAAGUUGAAUGAGUUGUCUGCAAUAUCUUCAUGA